This is a messenger RNA of Spodoptera littoralis (African cotton leafworm), 195 nucleotides long. The record is from the annotation of a GenBank genome assembly. NCBI's taxonomy places the organism in Eukaryota, Metazoa, Arthropoda, Insecta, Lepidoptera, Noctuidae.
AUGGUCUUGAUAUACAACGACAACAAGUAUUGGAUCAACAACCGGUAUCAAAACACCAUCAACUGGACUUGUAGGGAUCGGAAGAGACUUGGAUGCAACAGCUGUGUGCAGACGACCAUUGAAGGAAGGUACCUGAAGCAUAAAGGUUUCCACAACCAUGAAGAUAACUACACCAAGUACAACUUUAAUGAUUGA